ACAGUUGUAGUUGUACAUUGUACAAUAGUACGGAUCGAUCGUACGUACACGAUUGUGCAAGAUACCGCUGCGCACACACGUACACGAAGUCUUCGAAGUUUUCUGUGAACAUUUUUCUCGGAUAUUAGCUAGUUGGGGAUUCUUCAACAAAAACGGAUCCAUGGAUCAUUACUGACAUUUUCACCCGUUCUUCCUCAUAAGCAAUCAUGUGGUACCUGGUGAACUUCAAAUAUGCCGACGAAUUCGUCACAUUUUGGCUCACCGAAUUCUUCCACAACUGGCCGCACGUUUCAUACCUGGGCUUCGAAAAGAUCAGCUCCACUUUCGAACCCUGGGAACUCAAAUAUGUCCAGACCCUUAUUUUCUGGGCAGCUAUUCCAGUCUUAUGGCUGCUAGCCAGCCUGUUGGUCCUUGUCAUCUAUGGAACGUGUCAGUGCUGUAAGAACAAGAAACGACGAGCCCACCCGGUGCCAAACCGAGAACAGAAGACGAAAUGCUUGAAGUGCGGUGUAAUUUUUAUGGUGUUGCUUUGCGCGGCAUUUGUGGGUGCUGGUUUAUAUGCCAACGAGACCACGGCAACCGGUGUGCAGCACCUGGUCCAGUCCGCGGAGGAUGUCAACAGCACAAUAAAAACAGCUGAAGGAGAGAUCUCCAAAAUACAAACAGGCAUCACAGUUGAUCUCGCAGGCGAGGUCAAGGAGCUGGAAGAUAUCUUUCGCUUACCCAGCAGCAACGCCUCGCGGCAGCGCAUGCUGCAGGAGACGACGCAGGUCCUGAAAAGCAUGCUUGCGAAGGCCGGGGGAAACGUCAGCCAUAUCAGCGAAGAGUACAGCAACGGUCUGGAUCUCAGCGGGGCCAUAACGGACGUGCAGUAUUACGAAACGUUCAGGUGAGAUUGUGUAGCACGCCACUCAAUGAAAGGUCUUGUUGCACCCUUCCACAUUUGAGGUUGUGAUGCUUAUAGUUCUGAAGAUGUUAUGAAUUUUUCACUUUUCAGCAAUGUCC
Messenger RNA from Patiria miniata (bat star), 1005 nucleotides. RefSeq lists its product as uncharacterized. Gene Ontology annotation, cellular component: plasma membrane. The coding region runs from base 207 to 893 and encodes 228 amino acids. The transcript is spliced from 4 exons. Gene Ontology annotation, molecular function: intracellularly calcium-gated chloride channel activity; volume-sensitive chloride channel activity. The record is from RefSeq and is a predicted model, not a curated record. NCBI's taxonomy places the organism in Eukaryota, Metazoa, Echinodermata, Asteroidea, Valvatida, Asterinidae.